UCCACGAUCGAGACCAAGUACCGGCUGCAGCUAUGAUUUCCCAUGAUGCCUUUUUCCAAACACGUUUUCCCUAACCAUUUUCCAGUAUUCAGCUUUUGGCGUUCUGAGUUGGUGUCAUGGCGGUCGCACAAGCACCAAACACAAAUAUGGCGAUAGUUCCAAUGCAAACUAAUGUUGUUGUUACUCAACAACAACAAACUUAUGCUCACACAACUAUGGAAGAUUUAAAUACAAUAACUGCACUUGUGCCUGCUGAUGAAGUAGGACCCCCUCCUGCUAAAAAAGGUCGAGAAUCAACUGGAAAAUGGAAAGGGUACGACAGCAAGCGAGUCUUCAAGAAAGAAUGGGAAGAACGUUAUGCAUGGGUCACGGCUGUUCCCGAGGAUCCAACUCUUGCAUACUGCAAAAUUUGUGGGAAGAAAAUCAGAGCUCACAAAGGAGAUAUAGAAAAACAUCAAAAAACGAAAAGACACUUGAAAAAACAGACAACAUCAGAUAUCUUAGCUGACUUAAUACCUAUCUCAUGUGGUGAGUCAGAUCUUGCAAUAAAUGAAAACUUAGAUGGAACCAAAAAUAAUGACAUUGAAAGCAAUGGUGAUGCAAGAGUUGUACCCCCACAGGCACAAGUUGCUGAUGGCCAGCAACAGAUCAUCUACUUCACAGAAUCUGCUGUUGAUUCAGCUCAUCAAGCUGCAAACAGUGUCAUUGACAAACUUGUUGAAAAAUACCAUCAGAGAAGAUUGGACAACCUAAAAAUAGAGCACGAAGCCAUUCUUCAACUGUACAAAGAUCAGUUACUUCUAUCACAGAGAGAGACUCAAUCAAAAGUAGAGGCAGAUUCAGAAAAAGCUCAGUACGAGAGAGACGAGCACGAGGCUAGGUUAAGAUUCAUGCAAGAAGAACACAACGCUAGGUUAAAGGCCAUCGAGGAAGAACAUAAUGCUAAAUUGAGGGCCAUUGAACAAGAAUUAGUGUUUUCACAGCAAGAAUACGAGAAGAAAAUGCGCUUGCUAGAUGUACAGUUAUCAUCGAUGAAGUAGCCUCAUUUGUUGUUGCCAUAUUAUGUAUACAUUUUACAGACGACUGACAGUUCACCAAUAUUUGGUGGCAUACAUUUUGUACAAAAGAUAAACCAUAUUUCCAUUAAGAUAAUGGAGAAGAUAUCAUUGGAGCUUAAACUUUCAUGAAAAAUAAUGUAUCUUGCCCCUUCUUUUAUUCAUGGUUUCUCAUUGCUAUCAUACAGUCAUUCUCCUUACAACAAAAUGUGAUUGCAUUUAUUUAACAGAGGCUAUUCAGACUUAUCUCCUUUUUUUAAAAAAAAAAAUAACGAUGACUCAAAUCAGUUAUAUUUUCAACAUAAAAUAUUUUUAAAUAUUCUUUUCUUUAAAAUUUUAUCACUGGCAGUAUAUAUCAAGCUUUCAGUUGAUAAUGUUGCUUUCUUUAAAUUUAAGUCUUGACUAAAUGUAGUUCUGAAGUGUUACAUUUAUAAAUUUUUUUUAUUUUUUAUGAAUUGGUUAAUUAGUAUUCAGUUAAUGUUUCAGUUUAUAACGCUUACAUAAUUGUAAGAGUAUUUUAUUUAUUGCAAUCUCACAUAGGUUUAAAUUUAAAUAAUAUUGUGUUUGUAUUAUUAACUUUUUGUAUUAGAACUUUUUUAUUUUCAAAUAAAAUAAAAAGUUCUGACUUUUUAAAAUUAUUAAUUUACAACUAAUUUUUUUUUAAAAAAAUGUGACAUGGGCAUUAAGAGAUUAAUAUUUAUUUAUCAUAAUUGACUAUUUUAUUUAAUAAAAUGAAAAAUUUAUAUCUUAUCCUAAGUAUUGGACAUUUUUUCAUUGUUUUGCUUUUUUAUUCUCCGUUGCUUACCCAGAAACAGUAUAAUCUUGGUCCUUCAAAAACCUUUUAAGUGAAUGAUGGAUAUGAAAGUAUUGUUAUUUUACCUGAAUUGUGUCUAAAAUUCUCUCAAAGUUAUGUUCCUUGCCUCUAUUAAUAGAUAAAAGUAUAUUUGUAUACUUUUAUCUCUUCAGCUUAUAUUCCCAAAACUUUUUGGUUUUGUGUGAACAUAUUUAUCAAAAAAGCAAUUACUUAAUUCUUUCAAUAUUUCCAGUUUUGUUUUGUGACCUCAAUAAUUAUAAAUUAUUUUUAGUGCUCUCUAAAUAUUUUAAGUUAUUUUCAAAAAGCAAUAAUUAAUGAUACAGAAUGUCUAAUACAUAAUUGAAUCAUGAUUUUAAUGUAAACAAACAGCAUUCAAAGAAAUUAUUUUGCUAUUAAUUUAGAAUAAGCAACAAAAAAAAAAUCUUAAGAGUUGUAUUAUAUUAGUAAAGCAUAUUAAAUUAACUUUAUACAAUCUUACUUAGUAUGUAGGUAAUAGUUUUUUGCCAGUCUUUAAUUGUAUCUUUUAGUUAAUUGAAAUUUAUUUUAAAAAAAUUCUGAAUUUGCCCUUCUUUCAUUUUGUUGUAUACAUUUUUUUUAUUAUUUUUGUUUUAUUGCAUAUUAUUGUUCUUAACCUCAAAAAUGUAUUAAAUCUAUCUAAGUUUUAGUUGCAAAAAUCAUUUAAAAAAGUAUACAUUACAAUUUAACAGUUUUACUUUCAAUUGUUUAGAAACUUUUUAAUUUAUUCUUAUUGAAAAUAUUCUUUCAUUUAAAUUUACCUUUAGAAAACUUGUUAAACACAAAUUUAUAUUAUAUUUUCGCUUAAAUCUUCUGUUAAAGCAAUACAUAACUGUUCAUUUAAAAAAAAAACUUUUUUUUGUAUAUAGUUUUUCCUUUUAAUUAUACUUAUUGAUUUUUCUGUGCAAUUUUAUUUCAAGUGUAAAAAGUUUUCAUUAAGAAUUAAUUAUUCUCACCAUUUUUUUUAGAUAUAGAUUUUUAUUCAUAAUUCACUGAAUGCUUCAUUAAAAUGCUUUACUGUAUUUUUCUUUGCAUAAGUUUAUCUUGGAUUUCUAUUAGAUUAAUAUUUGUCUUAUUUCUACCUGAUUUAGAGUAUCUUAAUUGCUAUUUUACUAGUUUUAAUUAUAUGUACUGAAAUUUCUCUAACUCAAAUUUGAUUUUGAGUGUCAAAAAAUAUGAAUUAAUCUGUUACAUUUUUAUUGAGUGUUCAGCCUUAAAAUUCCUGAAAAAUUCUUUUCCUACUUUUUAGCAAGUGUGACAUUUGUUAUGUGAGGUAAUGAGCUAAACGAUCUCGCUUCAUUUAAUCAAAUAAGUAUAAGAAAAAAUAAUUUAAAUCAGUAGAAAUAUCAAAAUGCAAUGAUGCAUUACUAUUCACAGCAAUCAUAAUUGUGCAAAUAACUGAAGUAUGUUUUGAGCUGCAAUUUUGAUUGCUGUAGAUAUUUUCGAUUUUAAGGCUGAACAACCAGUAUUUGUUCUUAGGAGAAUGGCUGUCUUUACUGACCCCUCUUUAUUUCUUAGUGCAUCAUUGUAUGCUGAUAUUUCUCAAUGUUCUUGUCAGCAGACUGAGAGUUAAGUUUGAAGCGAGAGUGAUAGACAUUACCUUCACGAAUAUGUUGCACUUUCUAAAAAGCCGGAAAAGAAAUAAAGCCUAUUCUUGUUUAUGUUGUUUCAAACUUUUAUAUUAUGUUUUUAUUUCCAUUUAUUUAUGACAUAAAACUUAAGAGUUAGUAUUUAAGUUUAAAUAUGUAUGUAUAUCAAUUGUCCUUUUUCUUAUGUGUUCUAAUAGUCAGCUUAAAAUAUUAGUUUCUUUCUCCUUUAAAAAAAAGAAAAAAAUUCCUUUAACUAUUUUUAAGUGUAAAUAAUAAUAAUAAAAAAUGUUGAAGGAAUAAGGUAAUAUGUUCACUAUUUUAGAAAAAUAUCUUUUUUUAAAAAUAUAAUUUAGAGUAUAAACCAGAUUAUUUUUUAUUGAUAAAAUAAAGUUUGUAAUGUGAACAUUCUUGUAAUAUAUGUAUUGUAAUUUUUUUAAUGUUAUUAUUAUUUAUUCACAAGCAUGAACUUAGAAAAUAUUGUUUAAUAUAAUUUCUUAUUUUUUUUUUGUCUUAGAAGAAAGAAGACAAUAUAUUUUAUAAUCAAAAUAUAAUUAACCUGAUAAUAUAGUGAAUAAAACUAGAGCCAGUUGGUAUUUAGCAAAUAUUAGAAAUAUUUCUUUUUUGACCUUAUGUUUUGUUUGAUUUUUUUUCUAUAAUUUGACUGUUGCCUUAUCAAUAGUUUAAUUCUUAAGUGCACCUAAAUAUUUAUUCCCCCCCCUCAAUUUAUAGAAAGAAUUUUCGUCCGCAUUUUUUUUAAAAAAUGUUAUAAGUUCUAAUAACUAUAUAGCUUUAGUAAUUAUCUAAUUAAAUACAUGUAGCUUUCUCAGUAUUUUAUUUCCUACGAAAAAGUUAUUUGAAGAUUAAAAAGAAACAUUAUAACUAUUAUUUUUUAAAGCUUUUCAUUAGUUUAUUCUAGUUUGGCAGCCACUGAUAAUCAUUCGCAAAGAAAAGUUUCUAUUACACAAUCUGUUAUUUCUGACUAGCUUUGCCUAUUGAUGACAAAUUUCUAUUUUAUGAAAUACCUAAAAUAAAUUGUUUCAUGCAUUAUGUUCUUGGCCUACAAAUACUUGAACUAUGCUAAUUACCUGUUCUGUAAUACUCUGGUUCACUAAAUAAAACCACUAUUUUUUUGCAUUGUUUCA
Parasteatoda tepidariorum (common house spider) is the source of this 4615-nucleotide messenger RNA. RefSeq lists its product as uncharacterized. Lineage: Eukaryota; Metazoa; Arthropoda; Arachnida; Araneae; Theridiidae. The record is from RefSeq and is a predicted model, not a curated record.